CACGAAAUAAUUCUGACGCAUUGAACGUUCAUCAACAGACCAGAAACUUGUGUUUGAAUUAAUCAAUCCAGCGGGUAGUAAUCUUGGCCUCGGUCCAAGUUGCAGCUCUCCCCGCAGAUCACCACCAACUUUCUCCAACUUACAUCUCCCACCUAACAUUCCACGAAACAUCACCUUUACUCUGUAAACAACACAAAGAACAACCAAAAUGCUCAUUAUAGGCCUCACCGGCUCCAUCGCGACCGGCAAAUCCACCGUCUCCUCCAUCCUCUCCGCAGCACCCUACUCCCUCCCCAUCAUCGACACCGACCUUAUCGCCCGCAAAGUCGUCGAGCCCGGCACCCCAGGCUACAAAGCCAUCGUGAACUACUUCGGCCCAACCACCCCGGAUCUCCUCCUCCCAGCAUCCAAUCCCAAUGACACAACAACCACAAACCGCCCCCUCAACCGCCCAGCACUAGGCCGUCGCGUCUUCGGCACCACCGAAGCUCGUAAGCGAGACCGCGCCAUCCUCAACAAGAUUGUGCACCCGGCCGUACGGCGCGAGGUCUACAAAGCGCUGCUAUACUACUACGUGCGCGGCCACUGGGCGGUGGUCCUGGAUGUGCCGUUGCUGUUUGAGAGCGGGAUGGAUCUGCUGUGUGGGACGGUGAUGGUGGUGGGGGUUUCGGAUCCGACGGUGCAGAUGGAGAGGUUGAGGAAGAGGGAUGCGCAUCUUACGGCGGAGGAUGCAGAGAAUCGAGUGAGGAGUCAGGGGGAUGUGAAGGGGAAGGUGGAGAGGGCCGAGUAUCGGGGGGUGAAGUCGGCGAGGGGCGUGGUGGUGUGGAAUGAUGGGGAUAAGGGGGAGUUGGAGAGUGAGGUGCAGAGGGCGAUGAGGGUGGUCAGGAAGAGUACGCCGCAGUGGUGGGCUUGGAUGUUGUGGUUGGUGCCGCCGGUGGGUGUGGCGGUUGCGAUGUGGAAUUUGGGGGUGAAUUUCUGGUUGAAGAGGGGGUGGGAGAAGAGGGAGAGGGAGGUGAAGGCGAAGUUGUAGGUAUAGAUAUAGCUGUGGUUAUGGGGGUAGGGUUGGUGGGUGUGAAUUGGUGUGCUGGUGCUGGUACUGGAUGUAAGCUGUAUGCUUCGUGUUAAUGAUAUUACAUGCUGGUGAUAACGCCGGAUUGCUUAGUCGUCGCCUGGAACACCUGUUGGUGACUGCCUAGGGAGGUAUAGCUGGUUCUCGGCGUUCAGUCCCACGCUCACAUCAUGAUCAAUUUCACUGAGAGAAAUUUCCCUUCACCUCUACUCACUGCACAGGAAGGGUGUGACUGAAUGAAUAUCUCGCUUUUAGCAUUCGAGUACAGAGCUUUACAAGAUAGUGCAUUUGGUG
Molecule: messenger RNA, 1363 nt
Organism: Aspergillus vadensis CBS 113365
Lineage: Eukaryota; Fungi; Ascomycota; Eurotiomycetes; Eurotiales; Aspergillaceae
Product: putative dephospho-CoA kinase
Exons: 1
Coding region: 209-1030 (273 amino acids)
Biological process (GO): coenzyme A biosynthetic process
Molecular function (GO): dephospho-CoA kinase activity; ATP binding
Source: RefSeq, a predicted model, not a curated record